GAGCGAGUGUUGCGCGGAGGGGUGCAGUCAGGGCUAAUCUGAGGCAGCAGUUUCCAUCCAAGGUUCGCCCCUGCUGUUGUGCGGCCCAUGGACUACCACCUGCGCUGGACCUGCGCCCCGUGAAUGGCGUACAGGAGGAAGGGCGACUCUGGGAACGGGCAGACGCCCGGGUGCGACGACAACCCCAAUCACAUCGUCUACAGGAAGAUGGAAAGGAUCGUGGAACGGAUGCAAGAUGAACAAAAUGGCGUUCCCGUCAAAACUGUCAAGAGUUUCAUGUCCAAGAUUCCCAGUGUUUUCACAGGAUCUGAUUUAAUAACUUGGAUGAUGAAAAAUCUUGACGUAGAAGAUCAAACCGAAGCUCUUCACCUGGGCCAUCUGAUGGCGGCGCACGGCUACUUCUUCCCGAUCGAUGACCACGUUCUAACGGUCAAAGCGGAUGGAACUUUCUACAGGUUUCAGACUCCUUAUUUUUGGCCGUCCAAUUGUUGGGAGCCGGAAAAUACAGAUUAUGCCGUGUACCUUUGCAAGAGGACUAUGCAGAACAAGACUCGCCUGGAGCUAGCAGAUUACGAGGCCGAAAACCUCGCGCGCCUCCAGAAGAUGUUCUCCAGAAAGUGGGAGUUCAUCUUCAUGCAGGCCGAAGCACAAGCCAAAGUAGACAAGAAGAGAGACAAAUUAGAAAGGAAAGUUCUUGACAGUCAAGAGCGUGCCUUUUGGGAUGUCCAUAGGCCUGUGCCCGGUUGCGUGAACACUACAGAAAUGGACAUCAAAAAAGCUUGCCGUAUGAACAAACCAAUCAAAAGUGCCAAGGUCAGUGUCUAUCCGGCAUCUGGAGUGCAUUUCCAGAGCGCAGUGGGCGGUGGCAGAAUUAGUCCUAGUAUCUCGGAUGCGGAACUCAACAGGCCUCUUGAAGCUAUCAAAGUAGAAAUCAAACACUUAAAAAAUCGUCUGGAGCGAAGAGUUAUAAAAGUAUCCAAAGCAGCUGAAUCGUAUAUCAAUUUCUUCGAGCAGUAUCAAGAGUACGAUGCCUUCCUAGUCACUCCAGAGCCUUCCAAUCCAUGGAUCUCAGACAGCGUCGACUUUUGGGAGUUGGAAAAGCAGACCAAAGACAUUCCCGCCAGGCGAGUCCGCCGCUGGGCAUUUUCACUGAAGGAGCUUCUGAAGGAUCCUGCCGGAAGAGAACAGUUUUUCAAGUUCCUGGAGAAAGAGUUCAGCGCAGAAAAUCUCAAAUUUUGGGACGCUGUGCAAGAGCUGAAACAAGUGCAUUCUAGAGACAUUCCAGUCAAAGUACAAGAAAUCUGGGAUCUGUACCUGGCCCCAGAAGCCGGGGAAGCUGUUAACAUCGAUUCCAGGAGUUACGAAACCACAAAGAAGAAUAUGGAGAAACCAGAUAGAUGGGCAUUUGAAGAAGCAGCGGCUCAUUUGUACCAGCUGAUGAAGAGCGAUAGUUACACACGCUACUUGAGAUCUGAAAUGUACAAAGAAUACCUGAAUGGGAUGAAGAAAAAGACUUCCGUGAAAGGUAUCCGGUCAGUAAUAUCUUUCAGUGCAAAGAAAGAUCAGUCAGCUUCCUCUUCCUAGCAUCCUGAAUUUUUAAUGAAAGAAUGUCUUCUUGUACAUAGAAAAGCAAAGGAAUCGAUGAGACACAUUUCCAUUUUACAGCCAGGAUAAAAAGCAUUAGUGGAUUUCAAAAUAUAUGGCAGUCAUACAUAUUCUUUUGCCUCAGUAAAAUGAUGGGCAUCUCAACUUGUGGAUACAAUUUCAUGUCACAUUUUCCAGAGAAAAUAUGUGUCAAUUCUAUUCCUUUUGUAAAUAACCUGUACAGAACAAUUUUUUUUAGAAAAGAAAGGAAGAAAAAAAAGUAUCACGGUGAAACUCUGGACAUCAUCAAUUCCAUUUUCAAGAACAAUAAUCAACGUGUUCAAUCCAGUUCAUCAUUCUGUAUGUGGUUUCAAAGAACAGUUUCUACUGUUUAUUUUUCACGACAAUUGCAUUACUAAUGUAAUAUCUUUGUGUUCCAUACAUCAACAUAGAAGUAAUAACUUUCAGAUGUACUGAAAGCUGUCUAAGAUUUAUGAUGUUGUAACAGUUUUGCAUCUUUAGAUGCAAAGCAAUGCAAUCUUGUUUUAUAUGAUAUCCACAAUCUGUGCAAUAGAGUGUCUUGGAUGUCGUGCAGACAAACUUAGCAUUUGUUAGUUAUAGAUAUUAAAGAAAAAUGUACAAAAAAAUAACUUAUAAACGAAAAUAUGAAUUAGUUUUUGCUGGAAUUUUUAGGUUUGUUACCUAGAAUUAAAAAAAAAAAAUAUUCCAAAUAUAAAUAAGAGAAAAGUACAUAAAAAGACUGAAAUAUAAACUCGUAUAAAUAAUUUCAUCCAUUUCCUCAAAACCUCUGUUGGCAAAAAACAAAAUCAAUUGGCCUACAAAAUAACAAUAUAAAUGAGCAAUGAAAAGAUUCUUCUUUAGUGAAGAGAAUUGAUUUAUUCAAAUAAGCAAUCUGCUUGUGUGUUUAUUGCAAUGAAUCUGUCAAUAAGAGUUGAAGGUUAAAUAGUAAAUUUUGAAUUUUAUUUAAAUCUUUACUGCAAUCAUGAUGGCAUAUAUUUUUAUAAAUGUGCAAAUUGGUGUCACUUCAUGAUAAUAUGAUCCACAUAAAAUUGUACCACAUCAAUUACUUUUGGAACAUAAUCAUACAUUGCCACAUAAAGCAACAUACUGUUAGUACUUACCUGUAAUAAUGUGUGCAAUGUGAAUUGAGAUGUCAAAUGAAUAGAUCUCAUUUCUAAAAACCUCUGGACAAAAUAUGACUAUGCAAUACUUAAUUCUUUGUUUAUUAAUACAUUAUUUUACUAUUUUAAAGUGUUACUUAGCAUUUGAUGGAGAACAAAUAAAUUAGUGAUGAAUGUUAUAUUUUAAAUAUAUAAAUUAUAAUUGUUUGUAGAGAUGCAAUGACUAAAUUUAUUAAGUGAUGCUUAUCAAAAGUCAUUGUUACAUCCAAAAAGCACAAAAUCACUUAAAAUCAAUGCAAGAUUUUUCAAUUCACAAUUGCUGAUUUUGUAAAUACAUGCAAUAAUAGAUAUUUUUAAUAUAUACAUUUAGUUUGGAUCACAUAAUCUUGAAAAUAUAUUUCAUAUUUUUAAAGAAUAUAGAAAGUGAACCAUUAGGUCACAUAACCAUUUCAGUAAAAAAUAAUUUUCAUACUUGAAUAUUUCAUUCUAUUUUUUCAAAUAAGUUUCCCUGAUAUUAAUUUACCUCAAAAAGUCUAGAUUUUGAAAAUUAUAUCUAAGUAAUUCAUGUAAAAAUUUAUUUCGCAUAAUGUUUUAAAAAAAAAGUUUCAGAAGAAUUCUUCUGGGCCUUUAUUAUACAUAAAACAUUGUUAAUUAUUUAUUUAAUAAAUACUUUUUAGUUUUAAUUGAAAUUUAACUCCUUGAGAAAGCUAAUGAUACCAUCAAUGUCAAGAUGCCCUGGAUCAGGAAGAAUAGUCCUAUUUUCUACUCACUUUCCCAGCUUGGUAACUUCUAAAUUAUAUUUACAACAUCACAGGUUGAUAUUUAAAUAAUUGACUGGUAUAAACAAUUAUUAUAUAUUUCAAAUAUCCUACGCUGAAAUGAACCAUUUUGUAAACAUACAGUAUGAGAAAAAUGGUCUGUUUGAUUUCAAAGCAGAGAUUAACAGUUUUAUUUCUAUUGAGUAAGGUAAAUAAAAAUUUAUAAUAUUAGAAAAAAAAAUUGAAUUUCCUAAAAGCACUAUAUAUUCUAUAGUAUUAUUACAAUAUCUUCAUGCUGUUGUUUCAUUCAGAACUCCAAACAACAUUGUGGAUAUAUCAUACAGCAUCUUGUACUAUGCAACAAUUAUAUUUAAGAGUUUAUUAUGACAAAAGAAAAUGAAUUAUACUUAUUUAUUUAAUUAUAAGUGUACCUUGAUUCAUGGUCCAUCUUGUACAAGAGAAAUCAAAAACUCAAACUGGUAACAACAACAACAAAAAACUGCUGCAUAUGACUGCAGUACAUAUAACUAUGAAGUAUAUCAGCAUGCCAUCAUGUCUUGGAGCUAUGGAAAGAUAUUUAUGAGAUGUUCAUUUUAAAAACAAAGUUCAUAAUAUAGAGCAUAAUAAUAAUUACUUUAAAUCUAAUUCUCUUCUAGUAUAUCAGAAUUAUAUUCAGAAUUUUUUCUUAAGCAUAUUGAUGCAUCUCAUUAUUUUUUUUAAUACUGCCAGCAUGAGACAUCAAUCAAUAUAAUUUGACUUUUUUCUCCAGAAAUGUCUAAGUCUAUACAUAUUGACAAUGAAAAAAUUCAUUAUUAAACUGAGUAGGAAAAAUAAUAUUCUUUACGAUGCAGGAAAGAAAGACAUGGAUUUUGUCAUUUGUUUUAAAUAAAUAUUUAUAAAAUAACCUACUCCAUUCUAUG
This is a messenger RNA of Argiope bruennichi, 4404 nucleotides long. Its product is annotated as regulator of G-protein signaling 7-like. Bases 124 to 1584 code for a protein of 486 amino acids. The transcript is spliced from 17 exons. Gene Ontology annotation, biological process: G protein-coupled receptor signaling pathway; regulation of G protein-coupled receptor signaling pathway; intracellular signal transduction. Lineage: Eukaryota; Metazoa; Arthropoda; Arachnida; Araneae; Araneidae. The record is from RefSeq and is a predicted model, not a curated record.